Pipra filicauda (Wire-tailed manakin) is the source of this 2600-nucleotide messenger RNA. RefSeq names its product optineurin (gene OPTN). The transcript is spliced from 14 exons. Gene Ontology annotation, biological process: protein localization to Golgi apparatus; regulation of canonical NF-kappaB signal transduction; Golgi ribbon formation. Bases 89 to 1759 code for a protein of 556 amino acids. NCBI's taxonomy places the organism in Eukaryota, Metazoa, Chordata, Aves, Passeriformes, Pipridae. The record is from RefSeq and is a predicted model, not a curated record. Gene Ontology annotation, cellular component: Golgi apparatus; cytoplasm; nucleus. Gene Ontology annotation, molecular function: K63-linked polyubiquitin modification-dependent protein binding.
GCGGGGUCGGCGGGGCGGGCAGUCAGUCAGCUGAGCCGAGUCGGGCCGCCGCCGCCAUGGGCGCGUCGUGAGGGUAGCUGCUUCAGAGAUGUCCAGCAAGUUGAAAGGCCGUCCUGCUGAAAAUGGAGAGCAUCCCAAGGGUAAAAUGGAAAACGGAGUGGACAGUGGGGCUGCCCCUGCCCUUAGUACCUACACCCCAGAGGAGAUGGUGCAGCAGAUGAAAGAACUAAUCACUGAGAACAACGAGUUAAAAGAAGCCAUGAAGUUGCAUAACCAAGCUAUGAAGGACCGAUACGAGGAACUUUCCAUCUGGAGAGAGAAGCAGAAGGAAGAACGAGAAUUUUAUGAGUCAAAGUUUAAGGAGGCGAAGCAGUGCUUGCAGGCCAAGUGCAUUGAAAAUGAACAACUACAGCAACAACUUCAGAGCUUGAAGGAAAAAGAAGAAGGAGCUGAAAUGGAGGGCUGCGUGGCUCUCGAGAAGGAAGUGAGGAACCUGAAAUCCCAGGUGCAGCGGCUCCAGGCUGAGAAGGCAGAUCUGGUUGCCAUCAUUUCAGAACUGCAAGUCAAGCUGAACAUGUCAGCAGAGGAUUCCUUUGUGGAGAUUGGGAUGACUGAAGGAGAAAUAAAUAGAACUGCAAAGGAACAUCAAGAGAAUGGUGGUGAAACGACCGGGAAUGUUGCUGUCUACAUCAGGAGCAAAUCUGCAGAUGAAUCUAAGAAUUUGGAGUCCGAGGAGCUAACUGUGAGCCAGCUGCUAUGCUCCCUUAGAAAUGAAACUCAGAAGAGGGAAAAACUUGAGAAGGAGCUGCAGGAUCACAGAGAGAGACUGUCAAAGCUGGAGAAGGAAACCAGCAACUGCCUGGACAGUGGGACACAAACUGAACAGGAAGAAGAGACUUCAGAGGCUGUUGGCAGUGAAGUAGAAGCCCUGAAUUUGCAAGUUUGUGCUCUGUUUAAGGAGCUUCAGGAAGCCCAUGAGAAGUUAAAAGAAGCAGAAUUGAUUCAGAAGAAGCUUCAAGAAAAGUGCCAAGCACUGGAAAGAAAAAGCUUGGUUGCUGCAUCAGAAUUGGAGGAGAAGCAGCAGCUAAUAUACACUGUCAAGAAGCUGGAACUUCAGGUGGAGAGCAUGCAGUCAGAGGUCAAGCUGGAACAAGCCAAGACGCAUGAAGAAAAGGCAAGAUACAAUAGCCUGCAGGACUCAUAUAGCAAACUUCUUCCUCAACUCACUGAGGCAAUGAAACAAAUUGAUGAAAUGAAACUCAAAGAGCUGGACAGAGUGGAUAAAGCUGUGGUGGAACAACUGAAAGCAAAGGUGGAUUUGGCAGAACAAGCUCUUGCUGCAAAGCAGCUCCAGAUAGAUGAAAUGAAGCAGAUAAUUGCUAAGCAAGAGGAGGACCUUGAAACUAUGUCUGUGCUCCGUGCUCAGAUGGAGGUUUAUUGUUCUGAUUUCCAUGCCGAGAGGGCAGCAAGAGAGAAGAUCCACGAGGAGAAGGAGCAGUUGGCUGUCCAGCUGGCAUACCUGCUAAAGGAGCAGCAAAACCUUGAAGAUCUUGGCCGAAGCUCUUUGGCAGAGAUGCAGAAUCGCCACGGAGCCAGAGUGCCGGAUCGGGAACACUCACCUCGCCUUGUCCAAAGAGGAACUGGUAGUCAAGACUGGCCAGAGCAGCGGAAUAUCUCAAUAUAUUCAUGUCCCAAAUGUGAAGAAAUUUUACCUGAUUUGGACACACUGCAGAUUCACGUCAUGGACUGCAUUAAUUGAGUGCUGCCCUCCAUUUCUUCGUCUUCUGGAAUUUCACCUGCCAAAUACUUUGGGUUUUUUUUUACUUCUUGCUCAAAUAAUGCUCAAUUCUACAUCCUAUGAAGGAGGUUUUCGGGGGUUUUCUCCUUAACUCAGUGGGAAAACAGUAAAACUCUUCCCCUGCCCUGUAGUCACUAAUCUUGUUGUAAUCUGCUUUAGGGAAGGAAUUUUCAUAGGUUAACAACAUGGAAGUGCUACAGAACUCACAGUGUGUCUGCUGCUAUGAAACCUUUCAGGAACAUUCCCCUGAAGUGCUCUGCCCUAUGGCUGCCCUGCAGAACGAGGUUGACUCACUGAAGUCAGAAGAGCGAUGGGAUAUUUGCUGAUCAACUCUAAGAACAGUGAGCCUGUUUCUCUCUCAUAUAUUAUAUACCAGGAAAGUAAUACAUGAAAAAGCUAUUUGAGAAGCUUUCAGCAAAAUGGAGUAGUGCUGUAUUCAUUGAGCAUUUGAAGUGAACCCUGCUCUUUCUCCAGAUGGCAGUUUUAUUGCUGCCCUUGUGACCAUACUAAUCUGAUGUUAAAUUUUUGAUGGCUUAUGUAACUUCUUGCUUUAGCCAGAUGUGGGUAAGGUUUAAAACAGAUCAUUUAGGUCUGAUACAUGUAGCUCCUGAUGUACUCAAGUCACUUGGUUUUAUAGAACUCUUAAUUUUUAAGGUGUUGUCUUGACUUUUGUUUAUUAUAAUAAAAUAAUUUGAACCUGUACAGUAUUGUGGUAGAAAGCACUGAGAUGGAUGUAUCCUAAUUUAAAAAAUUAUAAUGGAUUUUCAUAUCCCAAAAUAAAUCUAUAACAAUUAUAAAAUUA